CGCUACGGGAGGAAAAUAACAUGUACGAGCAGCAGGAGAAACGAACAACCCAAGGUCACCAGAAUGCCACCCACCCCGCUCCUUCCAUAUAGCCCUCAAUUUACCUCUCCAGAGGAGUACAUUACCUCUCUAUUAACCUUCACCUCUAACCCGCUUUUCCAAACCCUCUGCGGUGGUGUACACAUCCUCGACUUCUUCACUCGAGACUCUGGCACAAAGCCUGUGGACCUCUACCAUGAAAUCCUACCGGCAGACUGGAUAUCAUUCUUCUCGGUGCAGGAAAUACCUUCGGUGCUAGACCACCUACUCCGCACACCAAUAGACCAACUCCCAAAAACAUGUCCAGAGACCUUAGUUACCUUCAUAACACAAGUCCGUAUCCACUCGCUCAACCGAGAUUUCACCCGACCGCCCGCCCUAGCGAAAGCCAAAACAUCAGCCGGGGUAUCCCACAGCGGCGAGGAAUGGGCGUUGAACGCUGGCAUGCGGCCGAAGAAGAUCCACGAGGUAGAGAACUUCUCUGCGUUCAUCGACGAUUUGGUCUCUAACAUCAACGCUCGCGACAAGCCUAUCGGCGGGGAAGGCAUCACGCAUAUCUUGGACUUUGGCUCCGGACAGGCAUACCUAAGUCGGACGCUGGCGAAGAAGUAUGGACAUAACGUUGUAGGCAUAGAAUCCCGACCGGCAAAUAUCGAGGGGGCAAAAGAAAUGGAUACCCGCUUCGAUAGCCUCGCCGAGAGGCGUGAGCGGAAGGGACGAAAAAGUCAGCAAAGCCGGGAGCCCACAUCCCGAGUGCCAAAUGACGACCCCGCCGCAGAAGAAACAGUGCCAACUACAACCAACGAUGGAAAAAGUGGCACCCUACAAUACAUCCAAAAGUGCAUCUCUGGAAGUGAUCUCACCCCAAUAACCACCCUCAUCCCCUCCCCAACUCCCAAAUCCCUCCUCCUAAUCUCCCUCCACUCCUGCGGGAACCUCCUCCACCACGGCCUCAUCUCCUUCGCCACCACCCCAUCGGUGAAAGCCUGCGCCCUAAUCGGCUGCUGCUACAACCUUCUCACUGAAAAAUCCGGCGCAACGUACAAACCUCCUCUACGCUCACCGCACCCACGCCUAGCCGCGACUUCCGCAGCGGCAGACCCGGACGGGUUCCCCCUAAGCCACAGAUUCACCCACACGAACCCAGCGGUCCGCCUAAACAUAACAGCCCGAAUGAUGGCCUGCCAAGCGCCCAGCAACUGGACCCCCUCCAGUAGCGAAGCCUUCUUCACAAGACACUUCUUCCGCGCCCUCUUACAGCGCAUAUUCUUCGACCGUGGGCUCGUCACCGGCGCUGAGCCAGUGAUUAUCGGCUCGCUGAGGAAGAGGUGCUACUCGUCCUUUGGCGACUACGUCUCUGGGGCGAUCGAUAAAAUUGGCUGGGCCCAGAGGCUGCAGGUCAGCGCGGGAGAGGUGGCCCAGUACGAAGAGAGGUUUACGUGCAGGAAGAAGGACAUCAGCGUUAUUUGGAGCUUGAUGGCCUUCUGCGCUGGCGUCGCGGAGAGCCUGAUUGUUGUCGAUCGGUGGGUGUACCUCAUGGAAGGGGUGGAAAAGGGCUUGGUGAAGGAGGCGUGGGUGGAAGCUGGGUUUGAGUAUGGGAUUAGUCCGAGGAAUUUGGUGGUUGUUGGGGUUAGGUAG
This is a messenger RNA of Tuber melanosporum (Perigord truffle), 1677 nucleotides long. RefSeq lists its product as uncharacterized. The coding region runs from base 64 to 1677 and encodes 537 amino acids. The record is from RefSeq and is a predicted model, not a curated record. The transcript is spliced from 2 exons. NCBI's taxonomy places the organism in Eukaryota, Fungi, Ascomycota, Pezizomycetes, Pezizales, Tuberaceae.